Molecule: messenger RNA, 423 nt
Organism: Fusarium odoratissimum NRRL 54006
Lineage: Eukaryota; Fungi; Ascomycota; Sordariomycetes; Hypocreales; Nectriaceae
Exons: 3
Coding region: 1-423 (140 amino acids)
Source: RefSeq, a predicted model, not a curated record
AUGAAAUUCCCAAUCGCCAAUUCGCUUGCCAUCCUUGCUGCUGUCUCCAAGGUUUCAGCAUGGGGCCUAACCAUUUACAACAACGUUGAUAAUUGCGACGUGAACGAUGAAACCGAGUAUAAAAUCCUUGAAGGCAACCAAGGCGACUGUUAUACCUUCGGUUCAAGGAUGCCCGGCGUAAGCUGCGGCCACUACAUCCGAGGCGGUGUCGAGAACAAGGGCUGCUCCGGAAUGUUCAAGGCUACAUCGGUUUGGACGAAAGAAAACUCCAAUUGCAAGUUCUAUGCAUACACCGACUGCAGAGACUACGGCACCCAGAGGGAGAAUGGAGAGUGUCUUAACACAAGAGAGUUGCUUGUCUUCAACCCUGAUGUUGAUUCAUGGGAAUACAUUGCGUCUUUUAGAUGCCAAAACACUGAGUAA